AAAGUUUUGCAACUAGACUGUUUAUAAUUUAGCGCCUAGCUCCCUUCAACCGCGGGAAUCAUCCACGCAGAAGAAUGAAGACUUGAACCCAACCGCCGUGCUGUUUCCUGGAGUCGCCUGCAAUAUCUUUUAAGAAUAUAUAUAGCCUGUUAAAACGGCAUUUGGAUUGAUUCCCACCAAUAUAGAUAUAUGCUGUUCAGCCAUAAGCCCCUUGGUGAAGAAACAGAGAUAAAUUCACUAUGCCCAGCUCUUGCAAAGAUAUCCGCCUCGCACUGGCGCAAUGCUUGCAGCAAUCCGAUUGUAUAAUGGUCCAAGGCAAAACACCGCAAGAGUGCCUCCAACCCCCCUACCUCGAUACCCUGCCCGUGAAAUGCCAGCAACUGCGCAAAGGCCUUAGUGAUUGCAAACGAGGGAUGGUAGACAUGCGCAAACGGUUCCGCGGCAACCAGCCUAUAGCCCUGGGCAGCGAAGUCGACCCCGCAACUGGCGAAGUUAUCAACAAGUCGAAGCCUGUCGGACAGCUGUAUGGCGGCAAACCCGCCUUCCAAAGUGUCAAGGAGAUCAGUGGCGACGAGGUCCAGAUGGAUCCGGAAAAGACGAGAGGAUUAUAAGUGUUGCGGGGUUAGGGGAGUGAGGUAACUUUUGGCCGGUUUUGCUAGGCGGGGGAGGAGGAGGAGGUAAGCGGACGAUGACAGGGCAGGGAUGGUAAGAGGAGAGCGCUGCUGGGAAGUGUAUGAUAUAUUUUUACGAUGAGAGAUGAGAGUGGCACGAUCGAUCGUCUUAAGCAUAGGGCCAUAGGCGGCGUUGUUGUCUUCGGGAUACAUAUCAUUUUUGGGGCAUUGGCGUUUUGGAAUUUUUUUUCUUUUGGGAUGAUUGUGCAGCUAUUUUGAGCCCACCAAGCCAGCUAUGAUGUACAGUACAUACGGACGGAUACGCCUCACAUAAAUAGCGCGCCUUUGAUUGAGUGUAUAAUUAUAGACCAUUGCGAUGAGUUACCAAAACCAAAAAUCGUUUCUUCACCAGGAACUCCCUAGCUUGAUUAUAAUAGAGAUACUGGUAUGACUGCUAACAUUCCCGACACCAAUUCAUCUCUUUCUCUUUUUAUGUGGAUCUAAAAGUAUAAAAAAAUAU
Molecule: messenger RNA, 1131 nt
Organism: Blastomyces dermatitidis ER-3
Lineage: Eukaryota; Fungi; Ascomycota; Eurotiomycetes; Onygenales; Ajellomycetaceae
Product: cytochrome c oxidase assembly protein
Exons: 3
Coding region: 240-611 (123 amino acids)
Biological process (GO): mitochondrial respiratory chain complex IV assembly
Cellular component (GO): mitochondrion
Source: RefSeq, a predicted model, not a curated record